Molecule: messenger RNA, 3035 nt
Organism: Topomyia yanbarensis
Lineage: Eukaryota; Metazoa; Arthropoda; Insecta; Diptera; Culicidae
Exons: 4
Coding region: 959-1567 (202 amino acids)
Source: RefSeq, a predicted model, not a curated record
UUCAGUAUGUCCGUACGGCGCACAGUCUUUAAAGCAAAUAGCAUUGAACUUUUGCAGACUACCGAGAAUUCCAAUUUCGGUGUAUGUACCUACAUAAAAUGGUUGCAUGAUGUACGCGAUAGCUUCUGUAGCUAGCUAUGGAAGCACGUGUCACAAGUUCACACGCAUAUACCCACUAUAGCAACAGGAAAGGAUGGACAUCUGUCAGCAUUUGCGAAGUCACCCAAUGAAAUAUAAAUGAGUGUACAAACUGCCGUAAAUUUAUUCGCACCAAAUAGAGUUGAGUGAAAAAAAAAUCCAAUCCUACCUAUACUAUUCUAUGUAGCAAACUGUACAACAGGAGAUGACAACCUUCCUGGGACGGACUUUCAAUAUGUUGCAAAGCUCUGGACUAAGACGAUUUACUGAGCGUAGGUCCAGGACCGGCCCCGCUGGAUGAUAUGGCUUAGAACAAACAAGACAGAUGGGAACGGUUACACAUGUAAUAUGAUUUUCCCUGCCGGCAGGUGUCUGUUCCUUUCUGGCUUUCACUACUUGUUAUGUAAGCAUGCAGUGAUAGCUCAGCGCAGAACGAACAGACACAUCUCAACUUCUUAUCUGUGACUUUUGACAUAGGCGUGUGUCGUUGCUGUGGCGGGAGUGGAAAUUAAUCGAUUGACCUUUUUGACACCGUUGGCUAAUCUUUUUGUCAUCUACUUGAACAUGAUACUUGUUAUGUUUAACUUUAGAGUUGAAAGGGUGCGAUCAGCUCCAUUUACGUUUUAAAUCCCUUUGUUUUGUGUAACAUCUGACCCUAAACAAGUACACAAUGCUAGAAUAAUAAUUUACAAUAAUACAGAUCUUCUCUUACUAUCAAAUAGUGACCUUCACUCCGGGCUCCAUUGUAUACGAAGCUACACGCGACGCUGCAUGAACAUACACCAGAGGGAUCACUUCAACAAGCUAUACCACGGCACCAAUGAGGUCAUCCAUGAGCUGUGCGAAGAAGGAUCGUAUCAGGAAGGCACACUUUCUUAGACAUGCACCCUGCAUGAGACACGUGAAAAAAGACUACGAAGUGUGUGCGGUCAGCUAUCAGAGCACAAUGGCCAAAAUUGGACAAACGGUGGCCAGCAGCAGUACAUCGAGGCCCCCCACCCAGCCGACACCGAAUGCUGCCAUGUCGCUCUCAAUGAAUGACAUGCAGCAGGAGCAGCAGCAGAACCAGCAGUCUCAUCAUCGCCAGCAGCGGAACUACACGAAAAGUGCUGAGGAUGCGGAAGAGGAGCGACUCAAAACUGUUUGCUGUGCAUUCCACAAGUACAUGCAGUGUUCGGAGUUCACCGUUCGUCACGCUUGCGGAGAUGAAACAGCACUCUUCACACGGAAAUUCCUCGACAAGAUGUCCAACACACUGAUGAGGAUGCACUGUGUCGAUUACACACCGGAAAGCGGAAAAUGCCGGGAUUAUUUCAGUUCACACGCGACACGUGUCCGGAUGACCACCUUCACGCUGCUGUUCAAUAUUCUAGUGGUCUUCCUCGUUGCAAUGGCAGGUCGCGUGCUCAACUCCAGCAGACUAAUUUAAUCGGUUCUGCACCUAGGACUGGCCCUUGGGCGAAAUAAUAGUGCUACGAGCUACUAACACAACACUAUCCAAUAGAAUGGCAUGGCAUGAGUUUAGUGCAAUAGUUGUACGAGGAAAUACCCAUUUGUGAUCGCAUUGUCAUGUGUGCGAAUGAAGCGAUUGAGUGAGAUGGGCACGCGUGUGAGAUGGGGUAGACGUUGAAUAAAUAAAUUAUGUAAACAAACAAAAAGCUGUUUGAAACGCACCGGGAAUGACUUUGGUGCGUCGAUACAUACUGUAUAUAAUUGUUGAAAAUUAAUUCGUUUUUGUUAUCCCUGGAAAUAUAUGUUGACGCAUUCUGUUAGAAUAAAAGCAUUAUUUUAUUAUUUUUAUGAUAGGACUUAUUUUGUGCGGGCUCGAUAUUCUAACAGCACUUAUUUACUCAUCAACAUUAAUUUGUUUUGUUCUAUAGAAAUGACCAUUUAAUCUUGGCUGACUUAUAGUUCAAAGUAGUUAACACCUGUAAAAGAAGGUGUUCGAAAUAUGUUUAUUGACAGGCAAUAGACUUUUCCCGUGAAACAAUCUCAUUUUUUUCAUCGAAGUGGAGUCUUUUUUAUAGUUUUGAAUGAUUUUUCAAAAACACACCUCCAAGAAUUUCGUCAUCACAUUUUGCGAAUUUAUCACCUUAGGAUUUCAAGGCAACGUACGAUUCACUGAAAUAAAUCGAAUUUUUAACAAAAUAUGCAAUGAAUAACGAGCUCCACCAUGCAUAUAAAAAUACUGAUAAUACCGGUGAAGAGACAAGGCAAAGUGAUGAAAGAGAGCAGGAGGCGGAUUUUCGGCCACUACUGUAUCGUUGAUCCACCUACUCUGUUAGCUUGCGUGAAAGCAGUUUUUAUUUUAUAUUUAAAAUAAGUGGAGCGCGAUUUUUGAAAGAUAAUAUCAGAAAGUAGAAAUAGUCAAAACUGUAUUUGACUGAUCAUAAAAAAUAAUUAUAGCAAAAUUAAAAAUGGACUAGGUUUGACGGGAUUGGUUUGUUGUUACAAAUAACACUUUUAAUUAAUUUCCUCAUAAUUUCGCAAUGAGCAAAAAAUCUAUAUCGAAAUACUUUUGUAGUUAUACAGAUUGAAAUUAAUCAGUUUCGCAACAGCAUUUAAAGUAUCUGUAUCAUAAAGCAGCAAAUGAGCACCGCAAUAAAAUAUAUAUCAAUUUGGACUGGUAUUACUUUAAAUUAGAAAUAUUACACUUUUGUUGAAAUUGUGAAACCUGUGUUUAAAGCUUCAGAUUUAUUCUAUCAUAUUUGCGAACAUCACCUGAAAACGAGCAGAAACGAGGAGCGUAUGCAGAAGUGUACACCCGCUGCGGGGUGUUUAUGUGUGAAGCAAGCGGAAGGAACAUGUUUCAUUUAAAAUCAGCCCUGUGAAUAAUGGGAAAAUGUUGAAAGCUAGCCAUAAUUUUAAUGAACAAAUAAAAGCACAUUAUGAACAAA